Molecule: messenger RNA, 2732 nt
Organism: Glycine soja
Lineage: Eukaryota; Viridiplantae; Streptophyta; Magnoliopsida; Fabales; Fabaceae
Product: protein STRUBBELIG-RECEPTOR FAMILY 6-like
Exons: 17
Coding region: 497-2536 (679 amino acids)
Biological process (GO): protein phosphorylation
Molecular function (GO): protein kinase activity; protein binding; ATP binding
Source: RefSeq, a predicted model, not a curated record
CUAUUAUUUAUAGUAAUGUAAUGUACUACUAUUAAAUUAGAAAUUUAUUUUUAUAUGCAUAUACACAUACUGAGGGAGACACUGUGACUGUGAUAAAGUAAAUAAAAUUUCUGUGGCUUUGGAUUCUUCUGGCAAUUCGUGCUGGCCAGCUUUACUUGGCUAUGGGGGCAGCAAUAGCAUAGACCCAUAAAAUAAAAAUUGAAACUUGGCAAAAAGGGGUGACUGCAAAUCCCUUUCACUUUCAGUUUCAGCUUUUUUUUUCCGGGUAGGAAGAAUUUUGUGAGAUGGUGGAGUUUCAAAGGUUUUUGCUGUUGCUGUGCAUCACCACCUGCAUUCUUUGUUGGAUACCCAAUAGUGCCACUGCCGCCACAGAUCCAAACGAUGAAAGUCUAAGAUGUUUGCUUGGUGAACAUUUAAAAUUCCCAUUGGCAUCCCCAAAUAUGAACUUGUAUGUGUGUUUAAUGCAGCUGCUGCUGUGAGAUUUUUGUUUCAAAAUAUGAACUCACCACCCCAGCUAGGUUGGCCUCCUAAUGGUGAUGAUCCAUGUGGACAAUCUUGGAAAGGCAUCACUUGCUCAGGCAACCGUGUUACAGAGAUUAAGCUAUCUAAUCUUGGACUAACUGGAUCGGUUCCUUACGGAUUACAAGUCUUGACAUCUUUGAAUGACCUAGACAUGAGUAGCAACCGUCUUGGUGGAAGCAUACCUUACCAACUUCCUCCAUAUUUGCAGCGCUUAAAUCUUGCUUAUAAUAACAUCACAGGGACAGUCCCUUACUCUAUUUCUAACUUGACCGCUCUUACAGACCUGAAUCUUGGUCACAAUCAGCUCCAGCAAGGACUGGGUGUCGACUUUCAUAAUCUUUCUACUCUCUCCACAUUGGAUCUCUCCUUCAAUUCUCUAACAGGUGACCUCCCUCAGACUAUGAGCUCACUUUCACGCAUAACCACCAUGUAUCUGCAAAAUAACCAGUUUACAGGCACUAUUGAUGUCCUUGCUAAUCUGCCUCUGGAUAAUCUGAAUGUGGAAAACAAUAAUUUUACUGGAUGGAUACCGGAACAGUUGAAGAACAUAAACCUACAGACCGGUGGUAAUGCAUGGAGCUCAGGUCCUGCACCCCCACCUCCUCCAGGGACGCCUCCAGCACCUAAAAGCAACCAGCACCACAAGUCUGGUGGUGGAAGUACCACCCCCUCAGAUACUGGCAGUGGCAGCAGCUCAAUUGAAGAGGGCAAAAAAUCUGGUAUCGGAGGUGGUGCCAUAGCUGGAAUUGUGAUCUCGGUCAUAGUUUUGGGGGCAAUAGUAGCAUUCUUUCUGGUGAAGAGAAAAUCCAAGAAGUCAUCUUCUGAUUUAGAAAAGCAGGAUAAUCAGUCCUUUGCUCCACUUCCUUCAAAUGAAGUGCAUGAAGAAAAGUCCAUGCAAACUUCCUCUGUAACAGACUGGAAGACGUUUGAUACUUCUGGCUCAAUAAAUCUUAAACCCCCACCUAUUGAUCAUCAUAAAUCAUUUGAUGAGGAAGAAUUCUCCAAGAAGCCCACAAUUGUGAAGAAGACUGUAACAGCUCCUGCAAAUGUGAAAUCAUAUUCUAUUGCUGAACUGCAGAUUGCUACUGGCAGCUUCAGUGUGGAUCACCUUGUUGGUGAGGGGUCUUUUGGGCGUGUAUACCAUGCUCAAUUUGAUGGACAGGUUCUUGCUGUGAAGAAGAUAGAUUCAUCUGUCCUUCCCAAUGAUUUGACAGAUGAUUUUAUAGAAAUAAUUUCAAACAUCUCCAAUUUACAUCAUCCAAAUGUGACAGAGCUUGUAGGUUAUUGCUCAGAGUAUGGACAACACCUCUUGGUCUAUGAGUUUCAUAAAAACGGAUCACUGCAUGACUUCCUUCACCUACCAGAUGAAUAUAGUAAACCAUUGAUAUGGAAUUCGCGUGUCAAGAUUGCUUUGGGGACUGCACGUGCUCUAGAGUACCUACAUGAAGUUAGUUCGCCAUCAGUUGUUCAUAAGAAUAUUAAGUCAGCCAACAUAUUACUGGAUACAGAGCUUAAUCCUCAUCUUUCAGAUAGUGGAUUGGCAAGUUAUAUUCCAAAUGCGGACCAGAUAUUGAACCAUAAUGUUGGAUCUGGAUAUGAUGCACCUGAAGUUGCCUUGUCUGGUCAGUAUACUUUGAAAAGUGAUGUCUACAGCUUUGGAGUUGUCAUGUUGGAACUUCUCAGCGGACGGAAACCAUUUGAUAGCUCAAGGCCAAGAUCUGAGCAGUCUUUGGUUCGAUGGGCAACACCUCAACUCCAUGAUAUUGAUGCAUUGGCUAAAAUGGUUGAUCCUGCAAUGAAAGGGCUAUAUCCUGUUAAGUCUCUUUCUCGAUUUGCCGAUGUUAUUGCUCUUUGCGUUCAGCCGGAGCCAGAAUUCCGACCACCAAUGUCAGAAGUGGUUCAAGCACUGGUGCGAUUAGUGCAGCGAGCUAACAUGAGCAAGCGAACAUUUAGUAGUAGUGAUCAUGGAGGAUCCCAACGAGGGAGUGAUGAGCCAGUUCUACGAGACAUCUAAAUCCCAAAGCAAAUGUAGUUAUAUUUGUAAUAUAAUUUCCAAUAGUUGCAAAUUUGAAGCUCGGUUUAAAUUCAUAUUCUGUUGAUGCCUACUGUGUAAACGGGUCCAAAUGUAGAUUGUUUAAUUCUCAACGAUAGAUGACGUCAUAUCAUCUCUGUUAGUUUCAUAUGAUCUCACAAGUUCGUUUCAUCUCGUA